AUGGUAGCCAACGCUAGGGAUAGAAUGAAUAAGUUUGUAGAUGGGGUGUCUAGCUUGGUUAAGGAAGAGUGUCGUACAACAAUGCUACAUCAUGAUACGAAUAUCUCUAGGCUUAUGGUGUAUGUCCAAGAAAUUGAGGCAUCCAAGCCUAGGAAGAUGGAUAAAGAUGGGAAGAGGGAUAGGUCAGAUGAAUCAAGUCAAGAUAAGUCUAAAAAGAGGUUUUAUAAUCAAGAUUCCUCCAUGGUGAACAAGGAUAGGGCUUCCAACCGAAAUUCUCAAGGAGGGAGUGGAGGUGGCCUUUCUUUUGAGAGGACUGGAUGUACUACAUGUGGGAAGCAACACUUGGGUAAGUGUCUUGCUGGUAAAGAUGGAUAUUUUGGGUGUGGAAACAAGGGUCAUAAUAUGAGAGAUUGCCCGGUCCUCAAGGCAAAAGCGAAGAAUACCAACAAAGAUCCUCAAGAUGGCCUAGACCCUAAUUCUCAAAAGAAGAACUAUUUCUAUAUGCAACAAGCUAACAAAGGAGCUAAUCCAGAAUAA
Molecule: messenger RNA, 537 nt
Organism: Solanum pennellii
Lineage: Eukaryota; Viridiplantae; Streptophyta; Magnoliopsida; Solanales; Solanaceae
Exons: 1
Coding region: 1-537 (178 amino acids)
Source: RefSeq, a predicted model, not a curated record